AUGGUCUCAUUCAAGGGAGUGCUAUGGGAGAUUAUUCACUGCUUUUUGCUUGUAGUCUUCAGGCAGGUCAGGAAGGCAAGCAGAACCGACAAGCACGGAGCCCAAGGCAAGACAGAAGCGUUACUAACCAACUGGAGUGGAGCUACUAGUCGUCUUGUCUUCAAGCAGAAGGCCAGGCAACUAGAUAACUAG
Prunus armeniaca (apricot) is the source of this 192-nucleotide messenger RNA. Lineage: Eukaryota; Viridiplantae; Streptophyta; Magnoliopsida; Rosales; Rosaceae. The record is from the annotation of a GenBank genome assembly.